Messenger RNA from Aureobasidium vineae, 1140 nucleotides. NCBI's taxonomy places the organism in Eukaryota, Fungi, Ascomycota, Dothideomycetes, Dothideales, Saccotheciaceae. The record is from the annotation of a GenBank genome assembly.
AUGGUACUUGGUCGUUCUGUUGUUGGUGCUGCUGUAGGUGCAGCCAGCGCUGUGGUACCGUUGUACAUUGCAGAGAUUGCACCAUCAGACCGGAGGGGACAAUUUGUUUCUGUCCAGAGUCUGUUCAUCACUGGGGGUCAGGUGGUAGCCUACGUUGCCGGAUGGGCAGUUAUGGGACGCUGGAGAUGGGCCGUCGGUUUCGGAAGCGUCCCUGCUCUGAUCCAAGCAGCACUACUCAUUGGUAUGCCCGAGUCACCUCGCUGGCUAGUCUUGAAAGGUAGAGACGACGAAGCUGCUGCAGUGUUCGCCAGACUCGGCCAUGAUGACUGUGAACAUAUUGUUACACAGGUAAAGCAUGAAGUCAAGGAAGAACAACUCAGUGCCAGUGGAAGUAUGUUCAGGGAGCUCAUCAACGUACCGGCCAAUCGACGCGCCCUGACUAUCGCUGCCGGACUUCAGGCUCUACAACAACUAUCUGGAUUCAAUUCUUUAAUGUACUUCUCGGCCACGAUUUUCUCCUUGGUUGGUUUCACUUCGCCGAUUGGAACAUCGCUGUGCAUUUCGGUUUCCAACUUUGUGUUUACGCUGCUGGCAUUCACGAUCAUUGAUAGGGUGGGACGACGCCGCAUACUGCUCUACUCAAUCCCGUUCAUGAUUCUUGGACUUGCGAGCUGCGCUCUUGCAUUCAUGCAUAUCGACGCUUUGCGUUCGGACUCGGCCGCACCUUCUUCAGCUGCACCUACUAAUUCGCGUCCUUGGUCGCUCGUUCUCCUCUUCUCGCUCAUCUUUUAUGUGGCCGCCUACGCAAGCGGCUUAGGAUGUGUUCCAUGGCAGCAGAGCGAACUGUUCAGUCUUUCGGUAAGGAGUAUGGGCUCCGGCCUCGCGACUGCGACAAACUGGACCAGCAACUUCGUCGUCGGAGCCACUUUCCUGCCUAUGAUGCAUGUGCUUGGACCUAGUGCCACUUUUCUGGUGUAUGUCUUCGUAUGCUUGGUCGGAUAUAUCUGGGUAUGGAGGUGCUUUCCCGAAACUAUGGGGCUUGAACUCGAACAAGUCAAGAAGUUGUUAGAGAAUGGCUGGGGUGUCAAAGCAAGCGAACGUCCGAGCGACUUGGCAGGACGAACGCAGCUGCGAUCGUGA